AGGCAUUUACAAACAUGCAUCACCUCACCAGGCUUUGCCUUAUUUUUAGUGGUAUCAUAUUGUGUGUAGAAGGUGCUUCUAAUUCCCAUACCUGCAAUUGCAACUGUGGUUACAGGUACAGCUAUGGCCAACUCCUUGAUGGCCAUCACAGUUACAGCUGCCAACCCAAAAGAGCUGGUCAAUUGAAGUUCACCGAUGGUAGAUUGUUUGUCUGCACUGGAAAUGAAUGGAAAGCCCUGCAGUAUGUGAAUGAAUCUUCGACUACUCCCAACGUUCCUUAUGGAUCCAAAGCUAAGCCUGGUUUCUCAUGCAAAGAUAUCAAGACCAAAAAUAAUGGAAAGCAAAAUGGCAUCUUUUGGAUCAGAUUGAAUGGUACUGAUACAGAUUAACCUGUUCAUGAAGCAGGGCUUCUGAUAUUUCGCGGAAAAAAACGCAAAAUUUCGCGGGAUUUUCAGGGGCAAAUUCGCGGAAAAAUCGGCCGAUUUCGCGGGAUUUUCGCGGGAAAAAAGUCAAAAUUCGCUCACAAAUCGGCCGAUUUCGCGGGAGAAAAGUCAAAAUUCGCAGAAAAUCGGCCGAUUUCGCGGGAUUUCAGUGGAAAAAAGUCAAAUUUCGAAGGAUUUUCAGGGGCAAAUUCUUAGAAAAAUCGGCCAAUUUCACGGGAAAUUUCGGCGCGAAACUUCGCCAAGAAACAAUCAGUAAAAACAGCCGAUUUCGCUCGAAUUUUUUUGGCAAAUUUCGUUAAAAUUGAUCAAUUUUGCGUUGAUAUGACCAGCGUUGCUUAACUUUUUUUUUCACAGGGAUGAUCAUUUGCUCUUUCAACAACAGUUCGCUCGAGAAAUGAACGAAUGCUAAAGCUGUUAACAUUAUGGUUAGUGCCCAGUUUUUCGCAACGUUCAUCUAAAAACGCCUGGUAGUUUGGAGACGUUGUUUACUCGUUGCAGUGACGAAGUUUCAAGAUAAAUUUGGACGUUUGGGGUGAAUAAAACAGGUCUAAUAGCCAAGAUAAGUAUUAAAUAUGUUUUGCCGACAUGUAUUUGGAAAUAUUUCUGACGGAUUUCGCGGGAUUUCGCGGAAAUACCUGAAUUUCGCGGGUCCGCGACCGCGCGAAAUAUCAGAAGCCCUGAUUUAUUGAAGGGUGUCUUGAAAGGCUUAAGGAACAUAAAGACCCCUAGACCCAGAAUACUCAAAAACAUUAGAAUAAAUAUUAAAAUCUUUUCUUGAUUUGUAUUUGUAAAACCUCAAAUUUCAAGCAGUUAUGUCGCCUUCCUUAAUAAUAUAGCUUCCCUAGAGGGAGUUUUCACUUUGAGUUAGAUUGUUUUGGAUGCCAGAUUGAUCCCCAGGUGGAUGCAUGUUUCUAGUGGCUGUUUAUUUGGUGUAUUUUUCGCAGUUGGGUUAAUUCCUAUUCAGCACCUAUAUUUAAUCCUAAAGUGACUGUGUUCCAAUAUUGAAAAGAUAGGAUUGUUGUUGAAUUACUGUAGGUGCAUUAUAAGUCAGGAAAGCUCACAGCGGGAGCUUGCUCUCACCAGUUUUAUAUUGAUCUUUAAGGGGUCGUUUUUGUGAAGACAUCGUUCCAUUUCUGUAUUUUGCAGCAUAUUUAAAACAAAAAACAACCUCCAUGUGAGGCCACCACUCCUGAUUGACCUGACUGUUUGACCACAUCCCAUAAAACCCACCUUAAUUCUAUCCCAUGCAUCCCUAUCCAAAACACAGAAAAUUUCUUAAUCAAAAUCUUUCUGUAUGGUUAAAGUGACUAUUACCUGCACUUUUUGCAGUCAUUUACGUUUGCCGCUGUUUGUUCCUCAUGUACUAAGCAAUCUCUUGACACAAUAUUAUACCUGCCAACUCUGAUCUCACGCCUUAGGCGUGAGUCUUCUCCUGCGGGUUGAAAACUUCAAUCUCAUGCCGGCUCAGGCUUGCGGACCAAUUUCUCACACAUGAUUGAAAAAUGUGAGUUGUUGCCGUCUUGCUUGACACAAUUUCCAAAAAUAUGUUAACUCAGACCCAUUGUAAGGAACGAAAACCAUGUUUAAAAUGAAUAUUAAAUGACAAAUACCAGUUCCUCACGAUCUCGAGUUUUCCCGAUAACUUCGCCUUCGGCAGACUUUGGACGUCUUCGGAAGCCUUCGGAAAUCUUCGGAAGACGUCGGACUUCUUCGGAAGACUUCGGACUUCUUCGGGAAUCUUCGGAAAUGAUCGUGUCAUCUUCAAAAAUCCCAGCACUCCCAGGAUAAAAAUCUCACGCUUAUAUCUCAGAAAAAGUUGGCAGGUACAAUGUAUGGUCUGAACUGUAAUGUUCAAUGCAUUUUAAUAUGUACUAUAGCUAUCAUGAUAUAUGUGGCACUGCAGAAUAAUCAAAAUGUUUGCAGUACAAUUUUGAAAUAUACUGUCAGUAUUAGGUACACGUACAUGCAGUAGUCAGUCACCUGAGAGGUUCCCUAAAAUGGCCCCUGAGUGUGGGCUCCCGAUCCUGUGGUAUGUGACAUAUCAUUCAUCUUUGCAUUUUGAGUGGUGGCCCAUGGAUCAAGGUUCUACUGUAAAUACUGCAAACGAUAACAAAAAAUUGUUGCGUUACAAGCAGCCCCCACCACAGGAAAGUCCACUCCAGUGGUGAAUCGAGGCAAGUGGCAUAGGUUGCCUAACUCAUCCAGAUGCUGAGAUUACAGGCAGGCCCACUCAUGCCCUCAUGCCCAGUCACAUACCCAGUAACUAUGGUUACAUGUUUUUGGGGUGAGAGAAGAUUGGUGUUAGGUUGGGGUAUGCAAGCUGACUCAUCGGAAGGGACAAAGAACAAAUAGCAUCACUAUUUUUGCUUCAUCCCUUCCCAUGAGUCCCCACACACCUCAACCUAACAUCAAUCUUCUCUCACCCCCAAAAACAUAUACCGGUAAAUCGUGACCGGGUACAAGUCUGCAGAGGCCCUGCCGAGGUGGUGGCCUGCCCACCCAUCCUAUUGUACUCCCCCGAGACUUAAGGUGAAAACAAUCAUGUACGUGAAACACAUCUGUCCAAGAGCUAGAGUGUUACAUUGACUCAGUCAAACUAUAUGAAACAUCAUAAUUGCUUUAACAUUGCUGAAACCUCUUUUUAUUUGCAGAUAAGGAAACAUCUUUUCCAGUUUACUGUGAUAUGGUUGCUGGAGGUAAGUAAUUUGUUUAUGUUCAUUGAUUUUUUUAAAACAUACAAGGUUUAAUUUUUAACCCAUGAAUUACCAUAGAGAUCUGAUCUUGUUUUUGUUGAACAAUAUAUUUUAAUGAGUGUGUAUAAUAUGCGAGCCAUGCGAGUCAACAUGUGAGUCAACAUGCGAGCCACGCGAGUCAUGCGAGUCAGCAUAAAAUAACUUUGUUUUUAACGUAAACUACUAAGUAACGUAUCUAUUCCAAAGGCAGGUCCUUUAAAAUUCAGCUUCAGAAAAAUUCGCCAACAUACAAAUUGAACGAGGUGAAACAAUAACAAAGGUUUGAGAAUGUGUUAAACAAAGGUUUAAAGGUUCUUCCUCGGUCACGUUUAAUGAGUCACACCAUAUGUGGUAAACCACGUGACCAGAACAUAAAAAACACUCUUUAAAACCCAAACGUCUUGCGUCUUUCAUAAUAAAACCAAUGCCAAUGGCUUAAGAAUAUCGCGAUAAAAAAUCUGACUUACUAACAAGUUUAACGUUCCUUCUCAAAAUUCACAGUUAUUGAAAAAGCUAUGACGUCAUUGAGGGGUAUUUUCGUUAGCGAGUCAACAUUUUACGAGUUUAUUCCUUGCGAUUUACUUAAGAUGUUUCUUUUCUUCAAGUUUAUACACUCGAUAAAAUUGCGGGCGACAUGACUUAGGACUCAUGACUUCGGGCGAGAUGACUUUCGGGCGACUUGACCGGUUACCUUUUCAUACAUUUUCUUUAAAAGACUUUCUUGCUGUCGUCUGAACGCUAAUUUCAUGCUACAAAUGUUAAAAAAGUUAAAUAGCUUAUGAUUCGACAAAAAAUGGAUUCUCUUUCCUUCGAACUUCUGUCUCGCAUGGCUCACAUGAUGACUCGCAUGACUCGCAUGACUCACAUGUUGACUCGCAUGACUCGCUGGCUCGCUGGCUCGCAGUUUGUCAAGACCCUAUUUUAAUUAACAUACAUUAAAGAAAAAAUGAGCAGUCCAGACAAAACUGAAAGUUAGGAGCAAUAGAUUAUUUCACAAUGAAUUAAAAUAGCUUAAUUGUCUUAACCUACUGGAGGCUCUGUCUGGACCCUUACAUUAGACCAAAAGGUUGUCGGUGAGCACUUCGGAGAUCAGAACAUCAUGUCAUUUUAACCCCAGAGGAGAUCCUUCUAUAACUGGUCGCUAUGAAGUAUUCUCAGCUAUAGUUGAUGCAUGGUAUGGGUAUACUCAACAUCACUAUUACAAAGAAUCUGUAGCUACCACAACACAUUUUACUCUCCAUUAUAUGGAACAAUACCCUGCAAUGAUAAUGCCCCCAGUGGUGUGCAAGAAAAACAUUUUCCACUCAUUUCGUUACACUCAGCCAGUGGAAAAGUACUCUUUUCUAGCUCCUGUGAUCUUAUUCUUCACACAACUUCAAUUUUUUUAAACUCUUUUAUUACGGCUUUGACAUGUUCAAUGCCAGCACUUGCUUUCAGUCACCACAAUAAUUGUGGAUGGGUAAAUUAAAUUAUUGUGUACUAUAUGAUUCUAUUUUUAUUGAUUCUUGGAAUGCAAUAGUGUGUAUCUAAAUUUGUCAACUACUUUUAGGCUGGACCAUGGUAUUUAAGGCUGUGUCUGGAGUGAAAGAAAAUGUGUAUAGUACAUACACCUCUGGUCAGACAUACCAUGAGAAAGUGCUUGCAGCUCUUGACGUCACUAACAGUUACUUUAAUGACUACAAGAACAGGAUUGUUUUGAAGUGGAAAGAUUUUGGAGCAUCAGAGGUAAAAUUUGUUUAGUGCUACUAAUAAAAUACAUCUAUGUGAUUAAAAUUACAAAUGCAAAGGAUGAAAAUUAAGUUGUAACUCAGAGUUUCACACACUUAGGCAAUGGUCUUAAAGUGCUAUGAAACUAAUUUUCAUCUUCUCUAUUUCACUCUGUAUUUUCAUGCAAAUAAUUGAUAGCACUCCUAGGAUAAGUGCAUAAACUAUAUAUAUAUAUAUAUACAUAUUUUUUUUUUUUUUCAUUACACCCAGGCAUCCCAAUCUCACAUGUAAUUUGCUUUCUCACAAGAGAGUCGGUGUCACGUUACAGGAGACCACUGACACAUUGUAUGAGAAAUUAAAUGCUGAGAUUUACGAACAGUAAAUAUACAUGAUAUUUUACCUUAAAAUGUAAAUAAAGAAGACUUACCUUUGAUGUAUUCCUGUGUUUUUUGGUGUGAAUUCUUUGAUUUAGUCAACGUUUUGGCUCUGUUGAACCCUGUGGCUUAAUUCACAAGAAGAUUGUGGAGUAAUUAUAAAUUUCCUUUAUUCAUUUAACAAAAAAAAAAUUAUAAUUUUAUUAAAUAAAAAUUUUGAGUUCUUGGAACACUUAAUAUCGUUAUAAUCCUUUUUUUCUUUUUUUUUUCUAUAAAAUAGAUAAAAGAGACUUACUUUGUCUUAUACAUUUAGUAUAUAGAGAGUAUUAAGAAAAUCAAUAAUUUGUUCUUGUUGUAUGGACUUGUAACUGCAUACUGUUUAUGUCCCCCCUUUCUUAAUGUCCUAUAAAAAAACUUUUGUACCCUUCUCAGACAACAUGUCAAUGGUCACCUGUAACGUGACAUCGACUCUCUUGUGAGAAAGUAAAUUACAUUUCACUCUCAUAAUGUGAGCUUGGGAUGCCUGUGGUCAUUAAAAUUAUACCCCUGAGUAUGUGGUGAGUAAUGGACUUUGACUUUUUACAUUAUUAGGUGGCAGUAUAAAUGAAUAGUGCUUGCUAACCUUCAACACAAAGUUUUAUUUUCUCAAUAACAGUUUAUUUUUUGCUUACAUUAUGUGACUUAUGUACAUGUCAAAUUUUUAAAGGUAUGCAUAAGCUGUAAAUCAAACUAUUUAAUGUAGGGCUUUUUCCCUUUUAUAAUUGGAAUCAAAGGUGAGAAUUUAAUUUCCCGGUAAAUCCAGACUCGGAAUUCAUUGUAAGUGUACCCAAGUUCUUUAAAAUUCUUGUCAUUAAAACUAGUAUUAAAACACACCGAACCCAAGAGAUCAAUUGUACAAAUCAUUUCCAUCAACAUUUACAUUCACAUUUAUAUUAUUUUACACAUUUUCAUAAAUUUAUUAAGUCCACACAUGUACUUAAGAUUAAUUUUAGUGCUCCUGUCGCUGCCAGUUCAGCAUAAAGAUCCAUAAAUUUAUUGCUAUUUACGGCAGAUAUAGCGCCUGGAAAGAAUCCAUUUUUAUUUACCUUUCCCUUGAGGAGCUUUGAGGUACCGUUCUUGAACAAUAUACCAUCAAAAGAAAAUUAAUGUUCCAAAGAAAAUAGGAUAAAAUGGUUAAAGUAACGGAAGAUGGUUUUUUAUUUAGCUGCGGAAACAGGCAAAGUGUUAAAGUGAACACUGAGAUGUCACUUGUUAAUUCUUAAAAAUGGAAAUUUGUCGUUCACAUUAGAAUUUUCUUUCCCCUCCUUCCCGACGAUUGUUUGUGCUCUCUGAGAGGAUUGAUGCCAGUUUUCGGGGGCCAUUUCGUUUAUCGCUUCUACUCCUUGGAAGGCCUCAUUACUGGAAAGUUUUGACCAUUACUAAGAAACACUUCAAUUCUAAAAACUACUCUGACUUAUUGAAUUUUAAUGUUUUUCUUUUUCUUCGUGUGUAUAUUUCAUGAAGCAUUUUUCUGACAAACAGCACCGUACCGUUAGUAACCUAAAGUUGAGUAAAAAUCCUUGUUCAUUUUAUUUUAUUGUGUUGCUAGUAGUCUCGAAAUGGACUUACUACAAGUCCCAUUAUUUCGCUCACGCCAGUCGUUUCAAUAAAUCUUCCCGUUUGUUUGUAAUUUCUUUAAGGCAAGAGUUGUUCUCUAUAAAGGAGGAAAGCUGAUGAAGGAGCUGAAAUUCAAUGCUAAGGGAUCGGACAAACUCAACUGGUUUUCAUUGUCCAGAUUGAGUCAGAGCCCCUGGUCUGAUAUCAAGAGUGAGCCAAAGAAUUACUUUUCUAUCGUUGGAAAGCCAAAAGAUUAUCGCCACUUCUUCAUCAACAGGAACUAUGGGGGAUGUAGUGCUGAUGCCGGGUGGAUGUUGGUUUCUGGACCUGUCUUCUGCACUUGGGAGACACGUUUCUUGCCUCGCAAGAAUGUUAUACUGUACAGCAACAAAACUGUUUACACCAAUUGGAACACUUACAGUGAGUAGAAAAAACGAGCGAACAAACAGUUGACUUCUCUUAUUAUUAUUCUUUGCCCGUGUCAUGCAAGGGCACUGGAAAUGUUAAUGCUGAAGGCGAAGGGAGAUGAUAGUGGCCCUAAAGACCAACGCUCAAACGUUUUUUAAUAGUCCACACUAUCAAGAUGAAAAUUCUCCUUUCUUGUAUCCAUACAUUUGUCAUAGCAAGGCUGGGAAGUUGUUGUUACUUGAUCAAAUACCCUGUGCUGCAGGUGCAUUUUUUGGGCGCGGCUGGCUUUACGUAUUUCCUUGAACCAUGGUAGUCGCAAUUAAUUCUGGGAAGCGGUUUAGAGAGUAUGUUUAUAACGAGUAUGCAAUAAGGCGAAAGAAGAUAAUGAAGUCCCCUUGUCUUCUUUCCUCCCCUCCUCCACUUCAGCCUAACACCCACUAACUCCCAUGUAUGUAUGUAUGUAUUUUGAUUUUAGGCAAUGUUGGAGUGGCAGAUGUUAUGGCAGUCUACUUGCGCUGAGGUAACAGCUUUCCAGUGCUUGUAUUCGUUGAGCCUCGAUGUUUUGCAACGAAAGUG
Molecule: messenger RNA, 7836 nt
Organism: Porites lobata
Lineage: Eukaryota; Metazoa; Cnidaria; Anthozoa; Scleractinia; Poritidae
Source: the annotation of a GenBank genome assembly